AAGUUCAGUAUCACAGUUGCCACACGACGCCAUAUUUGUUGGACGUUCAAGUCAAGGAAAGGAAAGAAGGAGGGAAGGAGGUGGAUAAACGUCCAGAUGUUCACGAGUCUUAAUUGUUGCAAUCGAUGUGUUCGAUAUAUGGUUCAGCGCAAGUAAUCGAGUAAUCAAACAUCUUAGGCAACGCUGUCCCAGGCGUCUUUUAUUUAUCGUCGUUCAGCUGGGUUAAGUCGCCGCCGCAGCCGCCGCCAUGACUUCCUUGACUCAGCGGAGUUCGGGCCUGGUACAGAGGCGGACAGAAGCCUCGCGAUAUCCCGCCGACAAAGAGCGUUCGUCGGCCGAUGAGGACUACGAGUCCCGGCGGGGGGAAGAACAAGAGGAGGACGAUGGCGGAGACUCCAAAGAAACGCGUCUCACUCUUAUGGAAGAAGUGUUGCUUUUAGGCUUGAAGGACCGUGAGGGCUACACAUCAUUCUGGAAUGACUGCAUUUCUUCAGGGCUGCGAGGGUGCAUGUUGAUCGAACUGGCCCUUAGGGGACGCCUCCAGCUUGAGGCUUGUGGCAUGAGGAGGAAAGGUCUGCUUACCAGGAAGGUCAUUUGUAAGUCAGAUGCUCCGACAGGGGAUGUGCUUUUGGAUGAAGCCUUAAAACACAUCAAAGACACCCAACCACCAGAGACUGUGCAGAGCUGGAUUGAACUACUCAGUGGAGAGACAUGGAACCCCCUGAAACUUCAUUAUCAACUGCGAAAUGUCCGUGAGCGACUGGCCAAAAACCUGGUAGAGAAAGGCGUCCUCACAACAGAGAAGCAGAACUUUCUGCUCUUUGACAUGACCACCCAUCCUCUGACCAACAACAAUAUCAAGCAGCGUCUUAUUAAGAAGGUCCAGGAGGCUGUGCUGGACAAGUGGGUCAACGACCCCCAUCGAAUGGACAAGCGGUUGCUUGCACUCAUCUUCUUAGCUCAUUCCUCCGAUGUCCUGGAAAAUGCCUUUGCCCCGCUGCUGGAUGACCAAUACGACCUGGCCAUGAAGAGAGUGCGGCAGCUGCUGGAACUGGAGCCUGAGGGUGAGAGCAUGAAGCCCAACACCAACGAGCUGUUAUGGGCCGUAGUGGCUGCGUUCACCAAAUAAAGCUACUGCACAGAGAACAAAAAACAUUAAAGUUGCAUUGAAAGUCUCGGAAGAAAUAACAUUACUGACCCUGACAUGAACACUUGACUGACUUAUUAAGCGCCCUCUGCCUGGACCUUUAGAGUUGAUUGCCCCCUUCUUGAUUCUCCUCCAUUUUAAUUUCUUUUCAUUACAGAAAAAAAUGUUUAUUCUUCACAUUCUCAUUUACCUCCCAUGUGUCUUUUUGCUCAAAACAAAACAUGGAAAUAUAAUUGAGAGGGAUUGGUAAUGAUGAAUGAGUGAGCUGUCUGAAACAGAUGUCGAUUCACAUCUGCAUUUUUCCAGUAGUGUUUUUGAAGCUUUUGAACAUAUUGUCUGUGAGCCAUUGCUUACUGAAAGUUACCACCUGGAAACACCUGAUGCUACAACAACUAACAAAGUGCAGUGCAGUAAGAAUACGUGAUGUUCCUAAAGGUCUUUAAAAUUGGAUACAUGUACAAAUGUGAUGUUUGUUAUAACAGGUUUUGUUUUUGUAUUUUGUUGAAAGUACUGUGAGAGAGCUAACAGAUUGUUGUUUCAGAAAGUUUUGACUUUUUAAAAAAUGUGUUGAUGCAUCCUAAAGUAAUAGAUUGGAAUUCUGUAGUCAGAUUGGAUAAAGCAUUGACGAAUUGGGCCUAAAACAUGGCGUGCUCACUGUUAAUGAAAACAAGGCUACCAACAGGGUCACUGUUGUUAAAGAAAGACACAAUUGAAAAAGAAAGCUAAAUAGAUUUAAAAACCAGUGCUUUUCUAACACUAAGGAGACUUAUUUCAGCCAUAUACAAAUCUUAAAAAACUUGUAAUCUUAAACAGUAGUGUUUCAUUAGAAGGCAAUUUAUGUUGUACUGCAUUUGAAUUAGCAUUUUAAGCACAACAAUCCUAGACUUAGCCUAAUGUAGUUCCAUCUCACAAGUUGCUAACAACAACUACAGGCUUAUACCAAAUAUACUAUAACUUCUCUUGAGUAUUUUACAUUGUUUUAUUUACAAUACGUAUAUAAACUAUUAAGGGGUUAAAGCAGAAGCAGGAGCUGAUGUAAUCUGAGCUUUAUUGAUUUACAGAUUAGCGGCUAGUUAAUGAAAGACAACACAUUUCCAUUUUAUUAAGCUGCUAUUCAGUCCUGUUUUAAGACAAUGUGAACACUUGUGUCGUUUUUAGCAUGCAUUGUGACCACCUAAGAUGGAGCCGACAUCAUGCCAGUACAUCAACAAACAAACCACAGGCUCAACCAGCACUGAAAAAAUCUGCUUCUCUGGUGCAGGGAGAAAGAAAACUAUCAAAGCUCACACUGGCCCCAUUCAUAGCAGGGAAACCCACACGUUUUUAACCGUGGCACUGUGGAUAGGACCUGAGUAUCAGCAUGCUGAGGCGAUGGUGCUAACCCCUGAACCAGCACGUAGCCAACAGUUAGAGGUUAUGUAGAGGAUCAUUUACUUUGUAAACACCCAGUGUACUACACAUUGAACUUUACUCAAAGCAAAUGUUCUUCAAGUUAGAUGCACAUUCAAACUCAAAUAUAAUAUAUAUUAACUGUGCAACACUUAAGCCUUUACCACAAGCCUUUUUGGUACUAAUGAGACAUUGGUUGCAUGAUUCAGUCAUGUGCUAUUUUAGUAUCUGUUCCUUUAUUGAAAUUGAUGCACAUGGAGGAAAUGCAGUAUGUACUAGGUUGAGGUCCAGACGCUUGUAUAUGCUGUUUUUCUUACCUAAAUAUCAGCUUUCUCUAAUGUGAACUCAGAGAACAAUCUUGCCAAAUUGGGUAACAUCACAAAAAACUUUCUUCUUAGCCAAAACAAGAGACCCAUACUAAGCCCUCUCUUUAUAGUGAGUGUUUAUAGCCAAAGAGCACAUUCCAAAUAUGUACAAUAUUAUUCUAUUUGUUCCACUGUUUAAGUGUAUUUGAAUAAAACAUCCUGGCAAUGGGGUAAAACACAACCAAUUUCCCCCCUCAAAGCUCUAACCUUGCUAAGACAAUUGACAUGAAUGGUGAAAUGAUCAAAAUCUGGAUGUUGUGGGACCCUUGUAUUGAAAGAAAAUACAUUAAACAGAAACACUGCGGUCUC
Messenger RNA from Cynoglossus semilaevis (tongue sole), 3210 nucleotides. Its product is annotated as Golgi phosphoprotein 3. Bases 248 to 1129 code for a protein of 293 amino acids. The transcript is spliced from 4 exons. Gene Ontology annotation, cellular component: trans-Golgi network; Golgi cisterna; cytosol. The record is from RefSeq and is a predicted model, not a curated record. NCBI's taxonomy places the organism in Eukaryota, Metazoa, Chordata, Actinopteri, Pleuronectiformes, Cynoglossidae. Gene Ontology annotation, biological process: Golgi vesicle budding; Golgi organization; Golgi to plasma membrane protein transport. Gene Ontology annotation, molecular function: phosphatidylinositol-4-phosphate binding.